Myotis davidii is the source of this 3978-nucleotide messenger RNA. It is a transcript of the gene TMC1, whose product is annotated as transmembrane channel like 1. Bases 133 to 2418 code for a protein of 761 amino acids. Gene Ontology annotation, cellular component: plasma membrane. The record is from RefSeq and is a predicted model, not a curated record. NCBI's taxonomy places the organism in Eukaryota, Metazoa, Chordata, Mammalia, Chiroptera, Vespertilionidae. Gene Ontology annotation, biological process: vestibular reflex; detection of mechanical stimulus involved in sensory perception of sound. Gene Ontology annotation, molecular function: mechanosensitive monoatomic ion channel activity. The transcript is spliced from 20 exons.
CAGGGAGCGCUUUCAGCGACAGGCAGGCGUGUGUGGAUGUGCUGGGCCAGACCUGAAACAUUGGUCUCUUCAACCUGUCAUCCUUCGCCAGGUCAGCCGGUGGCUGAGGCGCUCUGACAGGACACCCCCAGGAUGCCGCCCAAGAAAGUACAAAUCCAAGUGGAGGAAAAUGAAGAUGAUACCGAGGAAAGUUCAAGUGAAGAGGAAGAGGAGGAUGAAGAUAAAUUACCUCGAAGAGAGAGCAUGAGACCUAAGAGGAAACGGACCAGAGAUGUUAUUAAAGAGGAAGACUUACCACCUGAACCAGAGGAUGAAGAAACAAGGAAGGCCAGAGAAAAAGAGAGGAAGAAGAAGUUGAGGAGGGGAGCGGACGACGAUGAUGAAAUUGAUGAAGAGGAAUUGGAAAGAUUGAAGGCAGAGUUAGAUGAGCAAAGACAAAUGAUUGCUAAUGUCAAAUGCAAGCCUUGGAAAAUGGAGAAGAAAAUUGAAGUUCUCAAGGAAGCAAAAAAAUUUGUGAGUGAGAAUGAAGGAGCUCUUGGGAAAGGAAAAGGAAAGCGGUGGUUUGCAUUUAAGAUGAUGAUGGCCAAGAAAUGGGUCAAAUUUCUCCGUGAUUUUGAGAACUUCAAAGCUGCUUGUGUCCCAUGGGAAAAUAAAAUCAAAGCAAUUGAAAGUCAGUUUGGCUCAUCGGUGGCUUCAUACUUCCUCUUCAUGAGAUGGAUGUAUGGAGUAAAUAUGGUUCUCUUCAUUCUGACAUUCAGCCUCAUCAUGUUGCCAGAGUACCUCUGGGGUUUGCCCUAUGGCAGUUUACCUAGAAAGACAGUUCCCAGAGCUGAAGAGGCAUCAGCAGCGAACUUUGGUGUGUUGUACGACUUCAACGGCCUGGCGCAGUAUUCCGUGCUCUUUUAUGGCUAUUACGACAAUCAGCGAACAAUUGGAUGGAUGAAUUUCAGGAUGCCACUCUCCUACUUCCUGGUGGGGAUCAGCUGCAUUGGAUACAGCUUUGUGGUUGUCCUUAAAGCAAUGACCCAAAAUAUUGGUGACGAUGGGGGUGGUGAUGACAACACCUUCAACUUCAGCUGGAAGGUGUUCACCAGCUGGGACUACCUGAUCGGCAAUCCGGAAACAGCAGACAACAAAUUCAAUUCUAUCACAAUGAACUUUAAGGAAGCCAUAAUUGAAGAAAGAGCGGCCCAAGUAGAAGAAAACGUCCAUUUGAUCAGAUUCCUGAGGUUUCUCGCUAACUUCUUCGUGUUUCUAACACUUGCCGGGAGUGGAUAUCUCAUCUUUUGGGCUGUGAAGAGAUCCCAGGAAUUUGCGCAGCAAGAUCCUGACACCCUUGGGUGGUGGGAAAAAAAUGAAAUGAACAUGGUCAUGUCCCUCCUGGGGAUGUUCUGUCCAACAUUGUUUGACUUGUUUGCUGAAUUGGAAGACUACCAUCCCCUCAUUGCUCUAAAAUGGCUACUGAUACGCAUUUUUGCUCUUCUUUUGGGCAACUUGUAUGUAUUUAUUCUUGCCUUGUUGGAUGAGAUCAACAACAAGAUUGAAGAGGAAAAGCUAGUAAGGGUCAAUAUUACCUUGUGGGAAGCCAACAUGAUCAAGGCCUACAAUGCAACACUCACUGGAAAUAGCACUGGGGCACCCUUUUACGUGCACCCUGCAGAUGUACCUCGAGGACCCUGCUGGGAAACAAUGGUGGGGCAGGAAUUUGUGCGGCUGACUGUUUCUGAUGUUUUGACCACUUAUGUCACAAUCCUUAUUGGGGACUUUCUCCGGGCAUGUUUUGUAAGAUUUUGCAAUUACUGCUGGUGCUGGGAUUUAGAAUAUGGAUAUCCUUCAUAUACUGAAUUUGACAUCAGUGGCAACGUCCUCGCUCUGAUCUUCAACCAAGGCAUGAUCUGGAUGGGCUCUUUCUUUGCUCCCAGUCUCCCAGGCAUCAAUAUCCUUCGACUCCACACAUCCAUGUACUUCCAGGGCUGGGCCGUGAUGUGUUGCAACGUCCCUGAGGCCAGAGUCUUCAAAGCUUCCAGAUCGAAUAAUUUCUACCUGGGCAUGCUCUUGCUCAUCCUCUUCCUGUCCACCAUGCCUGUCCUCUACAUGAUCGUCUCCCUCCCGCCAUCUUUUGACUGUGGCCCCUUCAGUGGCAAAAAUAGGAUGUUCGAAGUCAUUGGAGAAACACUGGAGCAUGAUUUCCCGAGCUGGAUGGCGAAGAUCUUGCGACAGCUUUCUAAUCCUGGACUGGUCAUUGCUGUGGUUUUGGUUAUGGUUUUGACCAUCUAUUAUCUGAAUGCUACCGCAAAGGGCCAGAAGCAAGCCAACCUGGAUCUACAAAAGAAGAUGAAACAGCAAGCUCUGGAGAACAAACUGCGAAACAAGAAAAUGGCAGCGGCUCGAGCAGCUGCAGCUGCUGGUGGCCAGUAGCUCUCACAGAUAUGCUGUGGACCCAGAAGUACUCUUCUCCUCGCUGUUUGAGGGCAGUGACUUAUGUGAAGGCCCAGAGAACAAGCAUGGUGGAGUUGCUGUGCUCCUGUUUUAACCCUGAAGGAUUAUCAAGGUCAGACUGGUCAAUAAGUCAUCACCAGGCCUCCUGAGACAAGAAGGAUCUCCACCUUAAUCCACAUUAAGGAUUUGUUCCUGCACCGCCAUUUUGUCCCCUGACCCAUUUCCUUGACAUCUUUUUCUCUAACAAAUUGAAUUUAAAGGAGCAUGUGGUUCAGCAAUAUCGGUUAAUUUAGAAACCUUACGCUCAUUUCACUUUGUACAUUUCUUCUGCCUUAGUGUUCUUGGCCUGGGAGCCGGGCUACUGUAGCUUCUUUUUCCAAGUUUAGAAACAUCUCCAUAAAGUACUCACGUUAAGCAUUCCUUAACUCACAGUUUGAAACCAACCCCCUGUUUUCUCUUUUAUUUUCUGCCUGUCUCCCCCCCCAUGACCCACACAGAUAUAUACCCAAGGCCUUUUUAUUUGCUGCUGGAUUUAAUAUGAAAUAAAAUGGCUGUUGUAGAAGAAAUAUCUAAGUGAAUUAGGGACCAGAUCAGCACAGGGCUGAGGAAGUACAUGGGUCUUAGACAACCCAGCUUUUAUGAGUAAAAAAUAAAUAAAUAAAAGACAGCACAAAUGAUUGCUAUUGUAUCACAGUCUGAUCGUUGGACCUCCAAUGAUCCUAUCUCCUGCGUUUAGAUUCUCAUAUUGCAUAGUUUUGCUUUGCUUUUUGUUAAGGUUAGGAAAACAGUCUCAUAGGGGGGUGGAGCUUCAGUUUAUAGAUGUGCUCAAGCAUUAUUAUUUACUUAAAGUUUAACUUGACUUUGAAUGCUCUUAGCCGGCCUGUGUGACUUCCAUUACACCUCCUAACUCUGUCCUUUUCCAGAGGUGAGCCAAUUUGCCUGCCAUUCCCUGCAAUUGACUUGCUGGUUUGUAUUACCCUGUCUUUGAAUAUCUCCUUCUUUUCUAUCUUUUACUGGCCAUAGAAUGAUCCCCCUGUUCCUCUAGCAAUCCAUGUGCUCAUUACUUCCAUCGUACCAAAUUCAAGGCUUGCUUCCUCUGGUCAAAUUAUCCAGACUAGUCUUUAUUCCCAACUGUACUACUCCCUUGAUCAUCUGCAUUUGGGCUCUUGUGUUUUUAAUUCAGAUUUUAUUAAUGUAUUGACUUUCCUGUGCAUUGUAAUGGUUCUUUAUUCUUUCUUGUAUGUGUGGAUCUUUCCUGUCCAGAUUGUAAGCUUCCAGUGAGCAGGGAUCUUGUCUUCUAUCUCUUUUGUAUGCCUAGUAUAGUGCUGUGCACAGGUAGGCACUGAAUAAAUGCUUGUUAAUUAAAUUGAAUCAAUUUAACUUACAGCAGUUGCAUUGUGAAACAAAAACUUCUGUUAUCUGCAUGAAAAUAUUACUAUGAUGUAAGAAAUGAAAUUAUCUGUUGACAUGCUGAUUUUAUUGUCUCAUUAGAUUAUAAUGAAGAUGAUUUAAUAAAGCGAGUGCUUAUUUUUACGUGGA